GUUACUUUGUUGACGGUGUUUGGAACAAGUUUGUUCCGGGAAAGAAGAGAAGUGAUGCCGCCGAGUAAAAGUCUCUUCGCGCCUUUCAUCUCAGUGGAGCCGGAGGGAGGAGUCGGCCCCGCGGCCCCGGCGGCUCUCCACGCCGACAUCCAAGCUCUGCUGCAACGGAGCCGCGCGCAGGAGCGAGCGGGGUCAGAGCGCACCAGACGUGGCUGCGACCACCGAGACGCCCCGUGCGCCAUCGUGGAGCUCCGGCUGGGCCCGAGCGGCGGCGCGCUGCACUAUCUCCAGCCGGACAAGUGCGCUCUGGAGCGGGCGCAGAGACGGAGACGCCUCGCCGCCAACGCCCGGGAGAGGAGGAGGAUGCUGGGGCUUAACGUCGCCUUCGACCGGCUGCGGAGCGUCAUCCCCAACCUGGAGAGCGACAAGAAGCUCUCCAAAUCUGAGACGCUCCAAAUGGCGCAGAUUUACAUCGCCACCCUCAGCGAGCUGCUCCAGGAGGGCGCGUGCGGAGCUUCGGUGCUAACCCGCGCACCACGGGCCCCGGGGCCCGCUCCGCACUCACAGGGGACCACAGCGGCAGCAGGGGAGCCAUCAGGGCCCAUCAGGGACUGUCACACCGGGAGGAGCAGCGGAGGCCCGGCGCGCACAGACGAGAAGCAGAGGAAUUAUAAUGAGGACAUGUGGGAGAGAAACAGCGGGACCAAAUGACUUUUAUAAACUGAGUGAACUUUUAAAAAUGAGACUUUUUUCUACAAGAAUGUCACUGUUUGUUUUCUGUAGUGCAUUUUUCAUUAUUUUCAUUAUUUACUGGCAAAGAGUUGUAUCUGUCUGAGAAGUGCUGGACCUGUUGUUGAGUGAAAACAUUUGUUUCUUGCAGCAGCACAGAGACCAUGAAUUUAUGAUGUUGUAUUAUUAUUCAAUAAGUCUUUUUCCCACUGUGACCAAACUGUCUGUAGCAGAGUUCCUCUGAAAGAAAAAAACCCUGCAGAAAUGUUUUCUGAUAAUCUGACCAAAGUUCAGAAGAUUUUGAGAAAUGAGAGAAAAGACAGACGGAGCAGGGAGUACUGAA
Messenger RNA from Epinephelus lanceolatus (giant grouper), 1072 nucleotides. RefSeq names its product atonal bHLH transcription factor 1c (gene atoh1c). Gene Ontology annotation, molecular function: E-box binding; DNA-binding transcription factor activity, RNA polymerase II-specific; protein dimerization activity. The record is from RefSeq and is a predicted model, not a curated record. NCBI's taxonomy places the organism in Eukaryota, Metazoa, Chordata, Actinopteri, Perciformes, Serranidae. Gene Ontology annotation, biological process: sensory organ development; positive regulation of transcription by RNA polymerase II; axon development. Gene Ontology annotation, cellular component: nucleus.